GCUGUCCCGGGGGGGGGGGCGGGUGGAAUAACCGGUCCUCCGGCGCGGACCGGGGUGACAGCUGAGCCCGACCCGAGUGGGGACAGGCAGGUGGAGGAGGAGGAGGAAAGGGAGGAGGUGGUCGGUGCAGCCCCCUUCGCCACCCCAUUUUGGGAUCCCAAAGUGGCAGCCGAGGAGGGCUGAGCCCCCAGCCCCCGGACAUGGCCCCGACCCCCGGGGCCGCCCCCUCCGGCCCCCCCAACCCCCCCAGCCCUCCGGUCCUGCUGCUGCUGCUGCUGCUCCUCCUCCCCCCGGGCCUCGCCGACAAGCCGCCCGGACCCAACCCCGAGGAAUCCACCGUCGCAGAGUUCUGCCGGAUUGACAAGCCUCUGUGUGACAAUGAGGAUGAGCAGCUCAGCUUCGAGGCUGUCCGCAACAUCCACAAACAGAUGGAUGAUGACGCCAAUGGGGACGUGGAUGUGGAAGAAAGUGAUGAGUUCCUAAGGGAAGACUUGAACUACCACGAUCCGGCAGUGAAGCACAGCACUUUCCAUGGAGAAGACAAACUUAUCAGUGUGGAGGACCUGUGGAAAUCCUGGAAGGCUUCUGAAGUGUACAACUGGACUGUGGAUGAGGUGGUGCAGUGGCUCAUCAGCUAUGUGGAACUGCCCCAGUAUGAAGAGACCUUCAGGAAGCUGCAGCUGAGUGGACACGCCAUGCCCAGACUGGCAAUAACUAACGCCACCAUGACGGGAACCAUUCUGAAGAUGACCGAUCGGAGCCACAGACAGAAACUGCAGCUGAAGGCCCUGGACACGGUGCUCUUUGGACCCCCGCUCCUGACCCGCCACAACCACCUGAAGGACUUCAUGCUGGUGGUGUCCAUCGUCAUCGGGGUGGGUGGCUGUUGGUUUGCCUAUAUCCAGAAUCGCUACUCCAAAGAACACAUGAAGAAGAUGAUGAAGGACUUAGAGGGACUCCAUCGGGCUGAGCAGAGUCUCCACGACCUACAGGAAAGGCUCCAGAAGGCCCAAGAGGAGCACCGCACAGUGGAGGUGGAGAAGGUUCACCUGGAGAAGAAGCUGCAGGAUGAGAUCAGCAUCGCCAAGCAGGAGGCCCACCGGCUGCGGGAGCUGCGGGAGGGGACGGAGAAUGAGCUGAGCCGGCAGAAAUAUGCCGAGCAGGAGCUGGAGCAGGUCCGGAUGGCACUGAAGAACGCCGAGAAGGAGCUGGAGUCGCACAGUUCUUGGUACGCGCCUGAGGCUCUCCAGAAGUGGCUGCAGCUGACACAUGAGGUGGAGGUGCAGUACUACAACAUCAAGAAGCAGAACGCCGAAAAGCAGCUGCUGGUGGCCAAGGAGGGGGCUGAGAAAAUCAAAAAGAAGAGGAACACUUUGUUUGGCACCUUCCACGUAGCCCACAGCUCUUCCCUGGAUGACGUGGAUCACAAAAUCCUGACUGCUAAACAAGCCUUGAGCGAAGUGACGGCGGCCCUGCGGGAGCGUCUACACCGCUGGCAGCAGAUCGAGAUCCUGUGCGGCUUCCAGAUUGUCAACAACCCAGGCAUCCACACGCUGGUGGCCGCCCUGAACAUCGACCCCAGCUGGAUGGGCAGUGCCCGGCCCAACCCCGCCCACUUCAUCAUGACAGACGACGUGGACGACAUGGAUGAGGAGAUCGUGUCCCCCAUGUCCAUGCAGUGCCCCAGCAUGCACAGCAGCAUCCGGCAGCGCCUGGUGGAGCCCCCGCACCCCCUCGGAUCGCAGAGGUUGGUAGAGGGUCCCGGGCCGGGCCACAAUGAGUCGGGCCAGCUGGGGCAUUACUUGGCGGGCCGAAUGUCUCUCCGGCGAAUGCGCAGCUUCUCCUUCGGACAGUCGUUCAGUUCCGACGUUCACGGGACCAGCCCGCCAUCAGCCGCCUCUUCCUCCUCCUGCUCCUCUUCCUCCACCACCGCCACCACCUCCUCCUCCUCCGCCGCCUCUGCGCCUACCUUCCAUCACAGCACCUGUCUAUUACCUGUCUAUUACCAUCACAGUACCUCUUAUUUCCUCCAGAUGGACCCCCACCCCGACCUGCCCCCUCCUGACGUCACCUCCGGGAUUCACUGUCGUUCGGAGAGCUUUGGGGACUUGACCCAUUCCGACUCGGAGUCCUCUCUCCACAUGAGUGACCAGCACCGCCUGAUCACCUCCAGCUCGGGCUCCAAGCUCCUGGCCUCCAGACCCGCCCUGCUGACGCGCUCCACGGACGAGGCCCCCCCGGCCUCGUCCGCCCUCCCUUCCAACGGCAGCCACCGCGGGCCGGGGGAGGCGGCCGGCCUGGCGGCCCUGCAGGAGAAGCUGCCCGCCGACAGCCCGGUCGUAGCCAAGAAGGCCCUGCAGCUCCUGAACCACGGGCUGGAGCAACCCUCCGUCCUCGGGGAGCUGGGCCGCCCUGCCCACGGCGGCCACCACGCCCACAGCGGCCACCACGGCCACUCGGAUUCCUCUCGCUCCCACAGCCCCAGCUCCACUGAGCCGGACACCCCCUCCCCCGUCGUGGACGGCCGGACGGCCCCCCAUCACCACGGGGGCGGCGGCGGCAAGAGCACCCGGAUCCCGCAGCUGGCCGGCAAGAAGCACGGCGGUGGCGGCGGGGAGGACGACAGCGGCUCCACGGGCGAGGAGACUGACUCCAACCAGGGCAAGAAGAAGUUUCCUCUCAAAAUCUUCAAGAAGCCCAAGAAGUAGCCCCCGGGCAGGCCGAGGGCGGGGAGCGGAGUAGGGGGCCGCCCGGAGCCCCGGUGGGGUUGGGUGAGGGGGUCUGGCGGCCCGCACUCUAUCCCCCGCACCGGCUCUGCCCUGGCUCGCCCCAGGACCCCUCCCCCGGGUUUUCCUUAUUUAUUUACCGACCACUGCUGGUCCCACUUUGGAAACCACUGGCCUCUUCUCCGGCCCCUCCUCCCGAGAGCCUCCCUUUCUCCCCCGCGCUGUCCCCGCUUUGCAGUGCAUGACAUAGACCUGUGCCCUUGGCCACCCCCGCUGAGGGGCGUGGGGCUCAUUUGUAUGUUUUCCCAUUUCAUUGGUGGGUGGGUUUCUUUUUUUUGUUGUUGUUUUUUGUUUUGGGGGGACGUUUUUUUCCUCUCUGUGUUUGGCACUUCUGAUCAGCAAGGGCAAGGCCUGGACCCUGACCUCAGCUGGGGCUCCGGGGACCAGAAUCCGUGGCUGCCCCCCCGGACUCUCCGGCCCGAGCCGCCCCCUCCCUCCACUGCGGAUUGUACGGUGGAAGCUCCCUGCUGGAGCUGGGUGGGCAGACCCUGGGCCCUGGCAGCUCAGAGGAGGGGGAGGUGUCCCCUGCCUCCCCCCACCGAAACCCCUGUAUCUCUCAACCCCACCCCCUCCCUGUCCAUUUCCGAAUUCCAGAUCACUAAGCCAUGGCGAGUUUAGUUGGGUUUUCUGGUGGGACCCAGCCUGGCCUAGUCUCUGCCCCUGCUCCAACCCUUUCCUGUCAGGGAGGGGUCAGAGAGAGAGAGGUGAAAGCAAGCUGCCAGGGGCAGGAGUCGUUAAGGAAGGGGCUUUUGGGGCGCCUCUUUUCCCCUUCUUUCUCUCAGUGCUCCUCUAGGGGCUGGGGUCUUCAUCCCUAAAACCAACCAUCUCGGAGCACCUCCCCCGAGCCACCUGAAAAAGAGGUUGGAGGGAGUGAAGCCCUGCCCUUCCCCCUCCCCUCCUCACCCCCUACAACUUUCUUCAUGACCCCUCAAUCCCAAAGCCUUCCAGGCCCAGGCCCAUUCCCCGGUCAGGGCAGGAUGGGAGUGAGACUGUGGAGAGGUGGACUCUUCCCCCAAAGCCAGCCCGGGAACUGGGGCAGGGGAAUGUGUUGUCGGCAGCUUCCACCUCGGUUCUAGCCAGUUUAGAGUCGGUGGGGCGAGGGGGGGGGGCUGUCCUACGUCUGAGGGCGUCAGCAGGGGCUGAUUGGAGUGCAGUUGGGUGAGUCUAUUAUUGCUUUUGAACCAAAAAACAAAACAAUCUCCUGAAUUUCCCAAGUGCCUGCCCCCUUUGCCCCCAGCUUCCCCCUCCCGUAACUCCCUCUUCGUGCCACAGUCCUUGGCAGGCAGCAGGGAGCCCCAAGGCAAGGGAAGAGAAGUGGGGCCAGCUUCCCACUUCUCUCCCCCUGACACCAGGUUGGGAAGCCCCUCGGGCUCACAGGUUUGGCCCCAGUAGGGGCAUUGGCGGGGGAGGUGGGGGUGCAACCCCGUUGUCCCCCAGCUGUGCCUGGGCUGAGGUGUUGACCCUCCCUGGGGAAGCCACAAACCCCCGCCCUCCGCCAGAGGGGCGCGUCUGUGUCACUCUCCCCAGCCCAGUCCCUUUGCCCAGAGCCCAGGUCCCCGGGGAGGGGCCAGAGCCUGGAGGGCCUCUUUGGGUGGGUUCUCUGGCCUUCCACCACUCUGUGCAGUCCAAUAAAGCAUGUAGGAGAUUUUAACCA
Messenger RNA from Ornithorhynchus anatinus (platypus), 4440 nucleotides. RefSeq names its product stromal interaction molecule 1 (gene STIM1). The transcript is spliced from 12 exons. Gene Ontology annotation, biological process: activation of store-operated calcium channel activity; intracellular calcium ion homeostasis; store-operated calcium entry. Gene Ontology annotation, molecular function: calcium ion binding; protein binding; calcium channel regulator activity. The record is from RefSeq and is a predicted model, not a curated record. Gene Ontology annotation, cellular component: endoplasmic reticulum; plasma membrane. Lineage: Eukaryota; Metazoa; Chordata; Mammalia; Monotremata; Ornithorhynchidae. The coding region runs from base 201 to 2708 and encodes 835 amino acids.